Molecule: messenger RNA, 8141 nt
Organism: Silurus meridionalis
Lineage: Eukaryota; Metazoa; Chordata; Actinopteri; Siluriformes; Siluridae
Gene: kif1ab
Product: kinesin family member 1Ab
Exons: 48
Coding region: 564-5840 (1758 amino acids)
Biological process (GO): microtubule-based movement
Molecular function (GO): ATP binding; microtubule motor activity; microtubule binding
Source: RefSeq, a predicted model, not a curated record
GAGCAGAGCAGAGAUGAUGCAGGCUGUGGAAUUGCAGCUGAUUUCACCAUCACCACGCUGCCGUUCUCCAUCUCCUCCUCGCACACGCUGAUGAUGUCAUCACUGCAUCUCCAGCAUCCUCAGCUCCACCAUCACAGCCAUUUUGUGCUUCUGCUCUCUCUCUCUUUCUCCCUCUCUCUCUCUAUCCAUUCUCUCCUCCCUCCCUUCUUCUUCCUGAGAGCCCACCCUGGGUCCUGACGCACCACUGAGUACCAGGCCCCUGCAGACACACACACACACACACACACACACACACACACACACACACACACACGCAGUGACGUUCUGGCUGUAGGCUGAUGUGCUAAUCCAGGGAGAGGCUGAGACCCUGCGCACACACACGCGCGCACACACGCACACACACACAAACACACACACAGAGGGAUACAAGGCAGACGAAGAUGACUGGUUCAAUGGAAUAACAUCCUGCUACAGAAGGUUCCCCAGGAUUUUAACCAUCACAGAGAUCAGGUGAAACUGGGCCUGCGUUUCUCCUUCAUCUGCAGCUCCACACGUCCCUCAUCAUGGCCGGCGCGUCGGUGAAGGUGGCCGUCAGGGUUCGGCCCUUCAACUCCAGAGAGAUGAGCAAGGAGAGCAAGUGCAUCAUUCAGAUGUCGGGGAACACCACCACGAUUCUCAACCCUAAACAGCCGAAAGAGAACAAAAGCUUCAACUUCGACUACUCGUACUGGUCCCACACCUCGCCGGAGGAUGUUAACUUCGCCUGUCAGAAACAAGUGUACCAGGACAUCGGCGAGGAAAUGCUGCUCCACGCGUUUGAAGGCUACAAUGUCUGCAUCUUCGCGUACGGUCAGACUGGAGCAGGAAAAUCCUACACCAUGAUGGGCAAACAGGAGAAAGACCAGCUGGGCAUCAUCCCCCUGCUGUGUGAAGACCUGUUCACCAAGAUUAGUGACAAUGGAGACAAUAACAUGUCCUACUCUGUGGAGGUCAGUUACAUGGAGAUCUACUGCGAGCGAGUAAGAGAUCUGCUGAACCCAAAGAAUAAAGGAAACCUGCGGGUCAGAGAGCAUCCACUCAUGGGGCCAUACGUGGAAGAUCUGUCCAAGAUGGCUGUCACGUCCUACAACGACAUCCAGGACCUGAUGGACUCGGGCAACAAAGCCAGAACCGUAGCAGCUACGAACAUGAACGAGACGAGCAGUCGCUCUCACGCCGUCUUUAACAUCAUUUUCACCCAGAAGCGUUUCGACAGUGAAACAGACAACACAUCUGAGAAGGUCAGCAAAAUCAGCCUGGUGGACUUGGCAGGCAGCGAGAGAGCCGACUCGACCGGAGCCAAAGGAACCAGACUGAAGGAAGGAGCAAACAUUAACAAAUCCCUGACCACGCUUGGCAAAGUCAUUUCUGCUUUAGCUGAAGUGGACUCUUUACCAAAUAAGAACAAGAAGAAGAAGAAGGUGGAGAGCUUCAUCCCCUACAGAGACUCAGUGCUCACCUGGCUGCUCAGGGAGAACCUGGGUGGAAACUCCCGCACUGCCAUGGUGGCGGCUUUGAGUCCUGCAGAUAUUAAUUACGACGAGACUCUCAGCACUCUCAGAUACGCUGACCGUGCCAAACAGAUACGCUGUAACGCCGUCAUUAACGAAGACCCCAACAACCGUUUGGUGCGUGAGCUGAAGGAGGAAGUGGCUCGUCUGAAGGAUCUGCUGUAUUCUCAAGGCCUCGGUGACAUCAUCGAGAUGACCAAUGCGAUGACAGGGAUGAGUCCCUCUCCCUCGCUCUCAGCUCUCUCCAGCCGAGCCGGAUCCAUCAGCAACUUACAUGAUCGGAUCAUAUUCACCCCCGGCAGUGAGGAGGCCAUCGAGAGGCUUAAGGAAACAGAGAAGAUCAUUGCAGAACUUAAUGAGACAUGGGAGGAGAAACUGCGACGCACGGAGGCCAUCAGGAUGGAGAGGGAGGCUCUUCUGGCUGAAAUGGGCGUCGCCAUGAGGGAAGAUGGAGGCACUGUUGGAGUGUUUUCACCCAAAAAGACACCUCACCUGGUCAAUCUGAACGAAGACCCACUGAUGUCUGAAUGCUUGCUGUAUUACAUCAAAGAUGGAAUCACCAAGGUGGGCCGUGAGGAUGCAAGCUGUAGGCAGGACAUUGUCCUGAGUGGACAUUUCAUUAAAGAAGAGCACUGCAUCUUUACAAGCAGCCCUGGACCUUCAGGAGAAGGAGUGGUGGUGCUGGAGCCGUGUGAGGACACUGAGACCUACGUCAAUGGCAAGAAAGUGACUGAGCCUACGGUUCUCCGAUCAGGAAACCGCAUCAUUAUGGGAAAGAGCCACGUGUUUCGAUUUAAUGACCCAGAGCAGGCAAGGCAGGAACGAGAAAGGACGCCAUGCGCCGAGACCCCCAUGGAGCCCGUGGACUGGGCCUUCGCUCAGCGGGAACUUUUGGAGAAACAGGGUAUAGACAUGAAGCAGGAGAUGGAGCAGAGACUGCAGGAGCUUGAGGAUCAGUACCGCAGAGAACGAGAAGAGGCAAGCAACCUUCUCGAGCAGCAGAGACUGGAUUAUGAAAGUAAGUUAGAGGCUCUGCAGAGGCAGGUUGACUCCCGGUAUUACCCUGAAACUACAGAGGAGGAAGAGGAACUGGAAGAAGAGGUGCCUUGGACUAAACGGGAAACCGAGCUGGCACUCUGGGGUUUCCGUAAAUGGCGCUUUUAUCAGUUCACCUCGCUGCGGGACCUGCUGUGGGGCAAUGCCAUUUUCCUCAAAGAGGCCAACGCCAUCAGCGUCGAGCUCAAGAAGAAGGUUCAGUUCCAGUUUGUUUUAUUGACCGACACGCUUUACUCUCCGCUUCCUCCCGAUCUCCUGCCUCCCAGCGUCGCUAAAGACCGCGAGAAGAGGCCGUUCCCUCGCACCAUCGUAGCCGUGGAGGUUCAGGAUCAGAAGAAUGGAGCCACUCAUUACUGGACCUUAGAAAAAUUACGCCAGAGGUUGGACCUGAUGAGGGAGAUGUACGAUCGAGCAGCUGAUAUCCCCAGCAGUGCCGUGGAGGACUGUGACCACGCCCUGACCGGUGGUGACCCCUUCUAUGAUCGCUUUCCCUGGUUCCGCCUGGUUGGGAGCACUCCCAUUCUGAACACGUGCAUGAGCAAACGCAUGAGAGACCCCUCCCCCUCCCCCACCCUCUCCGAACCCGACUCGGACGUAACUGAGCUCGCAGACGAGCGGCAGUAUGGGAAGGAGGAGGAGGAGUUGGAGGAGUUGGAGGAGUUGGAGGACCUGGACGAUGAGAUGAAUGUGGAAGAGGGUCGACAGUGCCGAGGCCAGGACCCCUUUUACGACCGCUGGCCUCUGUUCUGUUUAGUGGGAAGGGCAUUUGUGUACCUGAGUAACCUGCUGUACCCCGUCCCUCUAGUGCACCGUGUGGCCAUAGUGAGUGAGAAAGGCGAGGUGAAGGGUUUCCUCCGGGUCGCCGUGCAGGCCGUCUCAGCUGAUGAAGAAGCUCCAGAUUACGGCUCGGGCGUCAGACAGUCAGGAACGGCUAAGAUCGCGUUUGAGGAUCAGCAGUUUGAAAAGUUUCAGACAGACUCAUGUUCAGGGGGAAUGUCGCACUCGAACACGUCUCAGGAAGAACUUCGCAUCGUAGAGGGAGAAGGUCAAGCUGCGGAAAUCAGUCUCUCAGCCGACGAGGUCAACAACAACACCUGCAGCAUCACGCCUGACGUUCCCGGCAGUCCUCAGAAGGAAGGUGUGGAAGGUGAAGAAGAUGCCGUACAGGAACAAACACUUUCACACCUGAAGAUUGGAAGCAGCUUCACCUUCAGAGUCACGGUUCUGCAGGCGUCCAGCAUCUCGGCUGAGUACGCAGACAUCUUCUGCCAGUUCAACUUCAUCCACCGGCAUGACGAGGCGUUUUCCACCGAGCCGCUGAAGAACACGGGCCGAGGACCACCGCUGGGCUUCUACCACGUCCAGAAUAUCACGGUGGAUGUGACGAAGUCGUUUGUGGAGUACAUUAAGACUCAGCCCAUCGUGUUCGAGGUGUUUGGACAUUAUCAGAAGCAGCCGUUUCCUCCUCUGUGUAAAGAUCUCAUCAGUCCUCUGCGUCCUUCGAGACGUCAGAUUCCUCGUAUCAUGCCGUUAUCCAAACCAGUUCCAGCGACUAAGCUGAGUGCGAUGGCUCGCUCCUCAGCCGGGCCGUGUCACAGCAAAUACGACCUGAUGGUCUUCUUUGAGAUCUGUGAGCUGGAGGCGAACGGCAGUGAGUACAUCCCUGCUGUAGUGGAUCACAGAGUGGGAAUGCCCUGUCAUGGAACAUUUCUACUUCACCAGGGAAUCCAGAGGAGGAUCAGAGUGACGAUCGCUCACGAGACAGGACAUGACAUCAAGUGGAAGGAAGUAAAGGAGCUCGUUAUCGGUCGAAUCCGUAACACUCCUGAAGCUGAUGAGACCAUCAUCGAUCCCAACAUCCUGUCCCUCAACAUCCUGUCUUCCUGCUACAUUAAACCUUCAUACGACGAUAGCGUUUCCCUGGGAAUUGAUCAUAGGACGUUUUACCGCUUCGAGGCAGCGUGGGACAGCUCCAUGCACAACUCCCUGCUCCUAAACCGGGUCACGCCGUAUGGAGAGAAGAUCUACAUCACGCUCUCGGCGUACCUCGCGAUGGAGAACUGCACCCAGCCCACGGUCAUCACCAAAGACUUCUGCAUGGUGUUCUACUCGAGAGACGCCAAGCUUCCCGCCUCACGCUCCAUCCGCAACCUGUUCAGCACCGGAGCUCUCAGGCCCUUAGAGAGUAACCGUGUAACUGGAGUGUACGAGCUCAGUCUGUGCCAUAUGGCAGAUGUUGGAAGUCCAGGAAUGCAGAGGAGGCGGCGGCGUGUGUUGGACACCUCGGUGGCGUAUGUUCGCGGUGAAGAGAACCUCGCUGGCUGGAGGCCUCGCAGUGACAGCCUCAUCCUGGAUCAUCAGUGGGAGCUGGAGAAGCUCAGUCUCUUGCAGGAGGUGGAGAAAACCAGACACUACCUGCUGCUGAGGGAGAAGCUGGAAGCAUCAGUGCUGCUGAGUCCAGAGUCUCUGUGCAGUAAAGACCUGAUGGAGUCGCCCAAAUCCCCGAGUCCCAGUCCGACAGGAAGCCCCGUCCUGGAGGGAACCACUGAGAGACAGAGGGAGCUGGCGGCUAAGUGUCUGCGCCUGCUCAUGCACACCUUUGACAGGCAGUACAGUCAGGUGAGCAGCAGUGCCAGUGAGAGCAAGCUCUCCGAGAUGUCUGCAUCUCUGCUGAGAGACAUUUCCUCAUCCGCCCUGAGCUCACUCACUCCGUCCACUACAUGUCCCUCUCUGGUGGACGGUCACUUUGAAAACCUUGACUUCAGUGCUGCAGAGACUCACUCUGGGGCCUCCAGUCCAGAUUUGGACCCAUUCAGUCCUGAGGAGAGGAAACCUCGAACCUGUACAUUUGUCCCCAACAUCCAGGAGAUCCGGGUCAGCCCCAUAGUGUCUAAGAAAGGCUACCUGCACUUCCUGGAGCCCCACACUAGCGGCUGGGUGAAGCGCUACGUUGUGGUGCGGCGUCCGUACGUUUACCUGUACCGCAGUGAGAGAGACAGCGUGGAGAGAGCUGUCAUUAACCUCUCCUCCACCCAGGUGGAGUACAGCGAGGAGCAACACGGCCUGCAGAGGACCCCGAAUGCGUUCGCUGUGGUCACUGAGCAUCGUGGGAUUCUCCUGCAGGCCAGUAAUGAUAAAGAAUUGCACGAUUGGCUCUAUGCCUUCAACCCACUGCUGGCUGGAACCAUCAGGUCGAAACUUUCCAGGACGAAAUCAGCACAGAUGAGGAUGUGAAAGAAAACCAGGAAGGUCCGGUGAUGAACGCGGAAACUCGAUGAGCUCCUGCGGUGUAAAUACUGCUGUGAAGAUAAUAAUAAUAAUAAUAAUAAUAAUAAUAACAAUAGCCUGUGCCUGCCUGCCUCCCUCUCUACUGCCCCCUGCCUGUGUGUGUGUGUGUGUGUGUGUGUGUGUGUGUGUGUGUGUGUGUGUGUGUGUGUGUGUGUGUGUGUGUGUGUGUGUGUGUGUGUGUGUGUGAGAGAGAAAGAGACAGAAAGAGUUUGUGUGUGUGUGUGUGUGUGUAUGAAUGAGUGUGUGUAUGUCAUUAGCAAAAGUACUGUAACUCGCCGUAAAAUUCUGCUUCUUCGUGAUAACUUCGUUUUUAAAUAUAAAAAGUUUAGCUGCUGUAAAUGCAACACAAUGCUGCAUAUAUCUGUGUGUGUGUGCAUGUGUGUGUGCGUGUGUGCGUGUGUGUGUGUGUGUGUGUGUGUGUAUGUGUGUGUGUGUGCGCUUCUGCAAGUUCGAUGUGUGUUAGUGCUGUUUUUCCCUGAGCAUUUCCUGAGAUGCUACAAAUCGAUUAAAUGCGAUCAGUACCGGGUUUUCUGAAGAAAAUGUCGUCCUCAUUACCUUCCAUAUCUACAAAAUUCUAAUCGCUUCAUUCGUGUAGGAUUUGUCAUCAAGAAACGGACAAUUUCGAAGCAAAACUAAUAUCCACGAUGUGAAAUGAGGUCCACGUAUAAGAUUUAAUUAUUUAGUAAAGAGGCUGGAACAGAUUUGUAAUCAUGGGCGUGGCAAUGAUCUCCAAUCUCUUUUAAAAGUAUCUGAGUGUGUAAAUGUAUAAAGGCAAGUUCAGGUUGCAGAAAAGUGAGGUGUGUGAACUCCAUCUAUAGUGAAGUGAAGCAAGGAGACAGAAAUGAGGGCCCGACGUAGGGGUCAUGUGACCAUGUUGUUUUCCGUCCUGACUAGACGGCUCCAUUCAGCUUUAAAAGAAAACCCACAGAGACUUUACAAGGAGGAAACAUUGUGCUGAUUGUGUAAACCGGAAACUCGUUAUAGCUUUAACAGGAAGUCUGCGCUGGACGGACAGAGAGAGGAAUGGGAAUGUUUUCACCAAUUAGUAGCCAUUGUCAUGGUUACAGAGUGAAACAAUCAGCAAUCAUCCUAUGGUGAAGGAGAAAGAGAGAAAGAGAGAGAGAACGAUAUAUAUAUAUAUAUAUAGAGAGAGAGAGAGAGAGAGAGAGAGAGAGAGAGAGAGAGAGAGAGAGAGAGAAUGAGAAGGAUACUGGAUGACCUCUAGGUGGUGCUGAUGUGCACAGCUUUUCAAAAGUACCAAAACGUUUGAACGCUGUUUUAAACAAAGGGAAUGAGAAGUUUCUUCUAAAUGUAUUUUAUUAAUUUAGAACAUUUUAUUACAAUUUUCUUUAUUUGAUUUUCACUCUGUAUGUUUUUAACAUUAUUUAUUUAAAUAAUUUAUUUAUUCAGAUAUAAAUUGUCUACUGAUGUUUUCAUUUUAAUUCACAAAACUUGUUUUGAUAAUCAGCUAGCACUGUGUGUGUGUGUGUGUGUGUGUGUGUGUGUGUGUGUGUGUGUGUGUGUGUGUGUGUGUUAGUUAGAGCAUCUGAAGGAAAAAAACAUGCUUAGAUUAUCAGAUAUAUACAGUGUAUAUAUACAGUAUAUAUGGGUGUAUUAUAAUCUAUACGUGUUCUAUACAUUAUUAUUAUUAAUUGUUUUUCCGAAUCUACUUUCAGAAUCUAAAACAUCCUGAAAUCUGAAAAGAAGGAGAAUUUUCAAAAAUCCAUCCCCCUGCUGGAAAACUAAAAUUGUGUGUAAUGGUUGCUAAUGGAAUCCUGAUUUCAAUUUAUCGUGAUUGUUGAAAGUAUGUGGACACCUGACCUGAUCUGUGUUUUGUGAAGAUCACGUUUCACAUUUAAUACCUAUUUGCACCUGCGCCUUACUCUUCUGGGAAGAUGUUCCACUAGAUUUUGUAAAGAUUCAUUCAGCUUAAAGGGUGUUAGUAAAGUCAGAUACUGAUGUAAAUGAGAAGGUGAGGAGACCUGGGGUGCAGUCAGCAUUCACAUUGAUCAUGUUCAAUAAUGUUGGAGCUCUAUAGAAGGAGAUGUUCCACAUCCUUUAACCCAUGGAAAGCAGAUCUUCAUUGAGCUGAAACCUGUUCGCGUCUCUUAGUUCUAUUGAGGAGAAGAACCACAUAUGGCUGUGUGUCCCAAUACUUUUGACUGUGUGUAUAUGUAUAUAUAUAUAUAUAUAUAUAUAUAUAUAUAUAUAUAUAUAUAUAUAUAUAUAUAUAUAUAUAUAUAUUAU